AUGCAAGUUUCCAUCAUUUUCUUCACUCUUUUCUCGAUCGCCCAAGGUUUCCUGUUCGGCGGAUUCGGUUGCGGCGGUUGCGGAGGCGGCUGCGGAUCUCUAUGGUUAGUAUACAUCUUUUUUCUUACAAAUUAACAGGAACAAUCUUUGAUAAUAUUUAUUAACGUGGAGAAUAUCAUGAAAUAUUGAAAUUUCAGCCUUCCACCACCACCACCACCGUGCGGAGGCGGCUGCGGCGGAGGUUUUGGUGAGUUUCAAAGAAUUUGGCUCAAGUUGAAGAUUUCUAAAGUGAUUUUCAAUUAUCUUCGAAAUUUUCGGUCUUUGGAACAUAGGCAAAGUCGGAAAGGGUGGGAAAAAGCUAAAAAUUUUCCGUUUAGAGUGACAAAGGCUUCUUUUUUGCUACCUUUUCGCACCAUUUCAUCGGCUGUUUUGCACCAGUUCUGCUGCCUCUCCCCUUUUUAAAAAGUCCUUGCUAGAUUUUUCGAUGUUCUUAUUCAAUUCGAUGGAAGGGAUUUAUUACCUAGUGGAUGGAAGAUGCACUGAAUGAAAAGGAGAGAAAUGAAGAAAAAUAUAUGAUUUGAAACGUAUGUAGGCGGGUUUCUAGACACUUGAUAUGAUAUGAUAAAAAUGACUGAAAGGUGUUUUUAGAGAUUUAAAUGUGUUAGAAUCGAGGGUUUAGGGAUUUCUAGAUUUUCAAACUGGUUCAAAGUAAGGAGAAGCACUGUUUCUAACCCUGUUUGUAAGUUUCUCCAAAGGCAAAGUCGGAAAGGGUGGAAAAGGCUCCAAAGAAAAGUUCCCUUUUUGCUGCCUUUUUGCGCCAUUUUCUCGGCCCUUAUGCACCAAUUUUGCUCACUCUCCCUUUUCAACCAUUUAUUGAACCUUUAAAAUUCCGAAAAAUGAAAAGCUCGAUAAAGGGACUCAUUUUGCUGCAUUUAUGCGGCCUUUUUCGAGCCUUUUAGCGGCCAUUAUCCACCAUUCGCCGGAUAAUAUUAAAAAAAUUACAUGAUGAACUUUAAAUAACUUGAAAACCGGCUGUUUCUAAAAAAACCCGAGAAUGAUUGGAAUGAAAAAAAUUUUACGGUUAAUACAAAUAAAUUAUUGAAUCGGGUUUCUGUAACAACUAAUUUUUAUUAAAUUUACAAAAUUUCGAGUCUCAUAUUUUGAUGAUUCCAGAUAUAUUUUUUUUCAAAAAUAUUCAAAGAACUUGAGAAAUUUUAACAUAAAUUCGCUGUAAAAAUGUGUUCUUUAUAGGUCGCGCUACCGAAAAAUGUCUCUAAUUGGCUGGACACGCCCUUUUUUGCAUCCCUGAGAAGUUAUUAAAAACAAUAUCAAUGAAAUUGCCAUCAGAAAUCAAGAUUUUUCAUGAAUUUCAAGUAGAAUCCUUCAAAAAUCGUCAAAAUUUUCAGCCCUACCACCACCCCCGUGCGGCGGAGGCUGUGGAGGAGGUUACGGUAAGCUUUUUCUUUUAAAAAUAUUCAAAAAUCGUCUUUAUUUAAAUUUUCCAGCCCCGCCACCUCCACCAAUGUACGGACCACCGAUGGGUGGCGGCUACGCGGUCGCCCCGUCUUACGGUGGCGGUUACGGUGGAUUCCCACCAGCGCCAGUCAACUACGGUGGCGGCUACGGUGGCUACGCUCUGGCUGGCAAGAAAUGA
This is a messenger RNA of Caenorhabditis auriculariae, 1654 nucleotides long. Lineage: Eukaryota; Metazoa; Nematoda; Chromadorea; Rhabditida; Rhabditidae. The record is from the annotation of a GenBank genome assembly.